AUGAAGAAGAUGCUCGUUGUCCUCGCUCUCCUGGCUCUCGCCACGAGCAGCGGCUCUGAGACGACGAACCCUUGUGGUUGCGAGCAGCAGGGCCACGAGCAGCAGCAGCAGCAGCCGCCGCCGCAGCAGCAGCCCCACCAGCAGCAGCAGCCGCAGCAGCAACAGCCCCACCAGCAGCAUGAGCAGCAAUGGCAGCCCCAGAAGCAAUGGCACGGGCAGCAGCAGCAAUGGCAGCCGCAACAGCAAUGGCAGGGAGGCUACUACGCCAUCAUCCUGAACCAGUGCGACGAGUUCCUGAGGCAGCAGUGCACCCCUCUGGCGAUGCCCUUCCUCCAGUCACACCUGCUGCCGCCGAGCAGCUGCCAGGUGCUGCGUCAGCAGUGCUGCCAGCAGCUCAGGCAGGUGGAGCCGCAGAAUCUCCACCAGGCGAUCUACGGCAUGGUCCAGUCCAUCAUCCAGCAGCAGCAACAAGAAGGCGGGUUCUAUGGAUAUCAGCAAGGCGCCCAAAGCCAGAUGACGAUGAUGGCGGCGGCGCAGCAGCUGCCGGCGAUGUGCGGCCUGCACCAGCAACCGAGCUAUGGCACAGCUCCGUGGGGCAUGGCUGGUGGUGGUUUGUACCAGCCGAGCUACGGCACAGCUCCGUGGGGCAUGGCUGGUGGUGGCGUCCGCUACUGA
Messenger RNA from Phragmites australis (common reed), 675 nucleotides. Its product is annotated as 50 kDa gamma-zein-like. The transcript has a single exon. Gene Ontology annotation, molecular function: nutrient reservoir activity. The record is from RefSeq and is a predicted model, not a curated record. Lineage: Eukaryota; Viridiplantae; Streptophyta; Magnoliopsida; Poales; Poaceae. The coding region runs from base 1 to 675 and encodes 224 amino acids.